Saccharomycopsis crataegensis is the source of this 4683-nucleotide messenger RNA. RefSeq lists its product as uncharacterized. Gene Ontology annotation, molecular function: ATP binding; bilirubin transmembrane transporter activity; ATP hydrolysis activity. The record is from RefSeq and is a predicted model, not a curated record. Gene Ontology annotation, cellular component: membrane. The transcript has a single exon. Gene Ontology annotation, biological process: transmembrane transport. Lineage: Eukaryota; Fungi; Ascomycota; Saccharomycetes; Ascoideales; Saccharomycopsidaceae. The coding region runs from base 1 to 4683 and encodes 1560 amino acids.
AUGGUUAUAUUGGAGAGUUUUUCAAUUACACUAAGUCACUGGGGACGCUGGUCUCAAGUGGUCAUCCCAAAUGAAAAUGCAUUCAAUCCAUACUUCUUGUCAGCUCUAUUGAUUGGGCUUUCAUGCUUCUUUGGAUUCCUCGGGGGAUAUCAACUUCUUGUUAUGAAAAGACGGAAAACACAUGGAAAGUACUUGAAUAUCAAGAGCGAAGGGUUUUAUCAUAUUCUUAGAUUGGGGUUAGUUACUUUGCAAGGGUUUCUUACAGCGAUCUUAUGUUAUUAUCAAGCUACCCAGAAUACCAAAGACUUUGCCAAUUUAUCGACAGUUGGAUUGGCGUGUUCAUUCACUCUUAUAGUAUUUGUGUUGUUGCCUCUUCAUAUCAUCGAAGUUCAUAAAUCCAUCUGGCAGCUUGCCACUCCAUUACUAUAUUGGGUCUUGAAUCCAUUUAUGUUGCUGGCUGGAUUAUAUCAAAACAACUACACUGACUAUUCAAUGUCUCCGAACCUGACUUUCAACAAAAUCGAAAUAUUGUUAUUCAUUAAUUCAGUUUUCGUUGCUCUAAUGGAAGCAGUAUUUUGGAAAAGGGCCCACGAGUUUACAUAUGAUUUGAAACUCAAUGGAGUUAAUGACAGCUCAAUUUUUUACAGUAACGUAUUGGCAAGAGUUUCUUACACUAAUCUCAACCAUUUAGUGAGCAAGUGCUACAAAACUGGUAAGGUAGAAUUUGAAGAUUUACCUGAUGUCGGUGAAAACUUGAAAGUUGAAAAUUGUGCUAAAAAGGUCAAGGAAUUUUUGGAAAAGGAUCCUAGUUUACUCAAAGCAUUGGUCAAGGCGUUUAAAUCAAAUAUUGUGCUAUGCGUCUUUUUUUCAUCCAGUUGGGCCGUCAGUGUUUUUGCUCACCCAUGGUUACUUCAACAACUCUUGUCAAUUUUCACCGGGUCUGCUGAGGAUAAAUCAUCCCAGAUAUUAUAUGGGUUCUUGAUCUGUGUCUCCAUGAUGGUUAUGGCUUUUGUGGGGUUGAUCUUGUUCAAUGAAUGUUAUAACUAUUCUUUUCAACUUGGUUAUCAAGUGUCUCUUAGUUUGUCAUUUUUGAUUUACGAAAAGUCUUUGAAGUUAUCUACCAAGUCUCGUGGCGAAAGAACUACCGGUGACAUUGUCAACUUGAUUUCUGUGGAUGUUACUAAAGUCAUGCAGCUGCUUCGUCAGUCUUUCAUGUUGAUCAGUGGUCCAUUCCAAAUUUUGAUCAGUAUUGGCUUCCUUUACAGAUUAGUAGGUUGGUCCUCCUUUUUCGGGAUUUUGGUUAUUAUUUCUGCCACCCCUGGAAACAUUUAUAUCAUUAGACGUUAUGAGGUUGUUUCAGAUAAUAUUAUGAAGUUCAAGGACAUGAGAACAAAGGCGGUUAGUGAGUUAUUGAACUCCAUAAAAUCCAUCAAAUUAUAUUCAUGGGAGAAGCCAAUGAGUGAAAAAAUAUCACAUAUCAGAAACAAAAAGGAAUUGAAAGAAAUCAAAAUUAUGGGCAUCAUCAACAGUUUGGCCUUUUUUUCUUUUGGAUGUGUUCCAUACUUUACGUCUUGCGCGACUUUUGCAGCAUUUUCACUUAUUUCUGGGCAAAAAUUGACUUCAGAGUUGGUUUUCCCCUGUUUAAAUGUUUUUGAUUUGUUGGCUGCUCCUUUGCUAGAUUUCCCGGAUAUUUUGAGUAUAUUUAUUGAAGCUAAGGUCUCAUUAAAGAGAAUCAUUGACUUCUUAGAUUCUGAUGAAUUAGAUCAAUCCCUUGUCCAGAAAUUGAAUGAAGUGAAAACCAAUGGUGAUACUUCAGUGGAAAUCAAUAAUGCCACAUUCUUGAGAUCAGAAUUCAAGAAAACCAGGACAAUUGAUGAGCAUGUCGAUAAUAAUUCUGUGCACACUGAAAGUAUUGUUGAAUCGGCGCCAGUGAUUGCGUUAUCUAAUAUUAAUUUUGCUGCCAAGAAGGGCCAACUCACUUGUAUUGUUGGUAGUGUUGGAUCUGGUAAAUCUACCUUUCUACAUUCUCUUCUUGGUCAAUUCCCAAUGGUUUCCGGUGGCGCUUCUAAUGUUCCUCCAAGUUUGCACGUUCGUGGUAAGAUCACUUAUUGCUCUCAACAUCCAUGGACUAUGAACGCUUCAAUCAAGAAAAACAUUCUUUUUGGUCACAAAUACGAUCCUGAAUUUUUUGAAAAGACCAUCGAAGCCUGUCAAUUGAAAUCUGACUUUGAGAUUUUACCUGAUGGCGAGGAAACACAAGUUGGUGAAAGAGGUAUUUCUUUAUCGGGUGGUCAAAAAGCCCGUGUUUCUUUAGCCAGAGCAGUCUAUGCGAGAGCUGAUAUUUAUUUACUUGAUGAUGUUCUCAGUGCGGUUGAUGCACACGUUAGCAAAAAUAUCAUUGAACAAGUAUUCAGUAAAAACGGUAUUUUGGCCUCAAAGACUUUGAUUUUAUCUACCAAUAAUAUUCAUGUUCUCGAGGAAGCUGACAACAUUUACGUUUUAGAUCAUGGGAAAAUUGAUGAACAAGGUACUUAUGAUGAAUUGAUUAAGAAUAAAGGAGAAUUUGCCAAAUUGAUUGAAGAAUUUGGAAAUGCUAAAGCCGAAGAAGAAAAAGAAGAAAAAGAAAAAGAAGAAUGUCAGAAAGUAGAACUCACUAACAUUGCUGAGGUUGUCGAAGAUGAUGACUCAGAUGUUGUUGUUGAGAUUGAAGAAAGUGGUCUUGAAUUAUCAAGAAUCCCUACUAGAGCUACGAUUAGAAGAGCCUCCAUGGCAGCUUUUGAACACAGGUUCCAUGCUGAUAAUGAAAAGACUGAGGGCAAGAUUACUGGUCAAACCAAAGAAAUUUCAAAAACUGGGGGUGUUGGAUGGUCGACUUAUAAAAGAGCUGCCAAGGCUGCUGGAUAUUGGAAUGUGAUCAUCACAGCUUGUUUUCUUGCUAUUAGUAUUAUAGCUGAAUUUUGUGGGAAGCUAUGGAUGAAGCAUUGGGCGGAUACGAUGGAUUUAUCUACUGAUGAUGACGCUUCUUCAUCUUCUACAUCUUACUUGGUCUCUGUCUAUUGUAUUAUUGGAGUUGUGAGUGCUACGUUCUCAUUAGUUUCCGGAAUUGCAUUCUGGUACUUUUCUUGUGCAACUGCUUCAAAGGUUCUUCAUCAAGACUUGGUAUCGGCAAUAAUCAAGUCGCCAAUGUCCUUCUUUGAAACUACCCCAACUGGAAGAAUUUUGAAUAGAUUUUCUGAAGAUAUUAGCAAAUUCGACACACAAUUCCCUCAUGCUGUUUAUGUGUUUGGAAUCGUUGUCUUGAAAUCUGCCUACUGUUUAGGCAUGAUCGUUUUCUCACUACCAACUAGUAUUUUUGCGUUAGCGGGUUUGGGUUAUAUUUUCUAUUAUAUCCAAGUGUACUAUAUUGUUGCUUCUAGAGAAACUAAGAGAUUUGAUAGUGUUACCAAAAGUCCUGUGUAUUCCCAUGUCCAUGAAUCUUUGGUUGGGGUCGAUACUAUUAGGGCAUUUGGUCAGGAGUCCAGGUUUGAGUUUAUCAACUCAUCCAAUUUGAACCAUAACUUAGCUGGAGGAAUUGCUCUGGUGUGGAUGACUAGAUGGUUGGGUUUCCGUUUGAAGAGUGUGAGUGCAAUUCUCGUGUUCAUUAUCUGUUUUCUUUGUGUUGCGAGUCUUGCGACAUCUACACCAUUUAGUGCUGGUGUGGUAGGUAUUUUGACCUUGUUCAUCUUGCAAGUCACUGACGAGUUCAUCUGGCUUGUUAGAAUGGGGGUUGAAGUUGAGAAUUCCGGGGUUAGUAUUGAAAGAAUAUUAGAGUAUUGUGAUCUACCAAGCGAACGACCAUAUGUUAUUGAGAAUUCUAGACCUCCAAUCCAAUGGCCUAUGAAUGGUGGCAUCAAAUUUCAAAACUACACCACAAAAUAUAAUGCCGAGGCUAAGCCUGUUUUGAAUAAUGUUUCUUUCGAAGUGAAACCUCAAGAAAAGGUUGGUAUUGUUGGAAGAACCGGUGCUGGUAAAAGUACUUUGACUUUAGCACUAUUUAGAAUUAUCGAAGCCACUGGUGGAUCGAUCAUCGUUGAUGGUGUGGAUACUUCGAAGAUGGGUUUGUACGACUUGAGAAGUAAAUUGAAUAUCAUUCCUCAAGAUUCCCAGGCUUUUGAAGGUACAGUGAGACAGAACUUGGAUCCAUUUUACAAAUACAAGGAUGAAGAAUUGUGGAAGGUUUUGGAAAUGGCGCAUUUGAAAAACCAUGUUAUGUCAAUGAAGGAUGAUGAGAGUAAGAAGGACAAUCAAGAGCAAGGAGAUUCCUCCGAUAUCCAAGAAGGGGCAGGUAAAGGUCUUUACGCUAAAGUUAAUGAAGGUGGUUCCAAUUUAUCUGCUGGUCAGAAGCAGUUACUUUGCUUGGCUAGAGCUUUAUUAAAUCCAUCAAGAAUUUUGAUUUUGGAUGAAGCAACUGCCGCAGUUGAUGUCAAGACCGAUAAAAUUGUCCAAGAAACCAUCAGAAAUAAGUUUAAUGACAGAACGAUUUUGACUAUUGCCCAUAGAAUAGACACCAUCAUGGAUAAUGAUAAAAUUUUGGUGUUGGAUAGAGGUGAAGUGAAAGAGUUUGAUAGUCCUGCCAACUUGCUCAAGAACAAAGACUCACUUUUCUAUAGCCUUUGUGAGAGUGGUGGAUACCUUAAGCAAUAG